This is a messenger RNA of Sebastes umbrosus (honeycomb rockfish), 833 nucleotides long. Its product is annotated as protein FAM180B. Bases 230 to 721 code for a protein of 163 amino acids. The transcript is spliced from 3 exons. The record is from RefSeq and is a predicted model, not a curated record. NCBI's taxonomy places the organism in Eukaryota, Metazoa, Chordata, Actinopteri, Perciformes, Sebastidae.
UCAAGACCUGCUAGCUCUGAAUUCUGCCUGCUGUGGAUGAAAAUCUAGGAUCUAAAAAUUAUUGGUCUCUGCUCUGCAUCACAGCCAUCUGGCAUUUGGUCCUUUUUUUCCAAGGUGGAAAAAUGAAUGGUAUUCAAGCUGCGUUGCUUCUGCCUGGAUUUACAAAAGUAGAUGAGGAAGCAGAGAGAAGGAUGCAGAGUUUCAUCUAUCGGCAAUAAUCAAAAGAGGAAUGAAAAUACAACUUAAAAUCUGCCUUCUGAUCAUUUUGUGGCUUUCGUUUGAGCAAGUGCUGCAAGAUGUGUCUGCAGGCAUCAGUCCAACUUCUCAAAAAAAUGGCUCAUCAAUCUCUGAUGCAAACCUGAUGUUUGAGUUCUUGUUGGGCGGGGUUGAGAUGGACCAGGACAACAACAUCGUCCUGCUGGACAAGGAGAUGGCAUCGAUGAGGCCGGGCAGGGCUUUUCUAUCUCAGAUCAAUGAUAACAUCCCCAGAAGUCAGAGAUCCAUGGUGCAGAUGGUGACCACACUGAAGGAUCAGAGGAUGAGGAAGCCGCUGACUCAGGAUCAGUUCGACGGUCUCGUCCUGAGCAUGGUGUACUCUGCCCAGCAGGUCUCGCAUCAGGAGAGAAGAGAGGAACAGGAGGCCUGGAGUGAGGUGCUCUUCCAGCUGGCAAACGUUACGGUCCAUGAACUACGUGGAAGUUAUCUCUUCAAUUAUGCAUGAUGCACAAACUGCCAUUCUGUAUGAAAUAAAGGUGUAUGCAAUAAAUCACUUGCCUCAAAUCUUCCUGUAAUGUGUAUUCAUAACAAAAAAGCUUUAAAAUAUAUGUAGGAAA